GCCGGCAGGGUGCGCAUAGGACGCUCCGGGUCGCCAGUGUGUGAACGAGCUCCCCAUCAUCUCCAAGUCAUCCACACUCCCUCCGCUGCUUACAAUUUUACUUCUCUCCUGUCUCUACUCUGUAAUCCUCAUCACAACAACAACAAGAUGGCCAGUCAAAUCCGCCAGAACUACCAUGAGGACUGCGAAGCAGCCAUCAACAAGCAGAUCAACUUGGAACUGUACGCCAGUUAUGUCUACAUGUCCAUGGGUUAUUACUUCGAUCGUGAUGAUGUAGCUCUUCCUGGGGCAUCAAAGUUCUUCAAAGAGUCAAGUGAUGAAGAGCGUGAACAUGGACAAAAGCUUAUGAAGUACCAGAAUAAGAGGGGAGGACGCAUUGUGCUUCAGGCCAUUGCAGCACCAACACUGCAAGAAUGGGGUACUCUUCAUGAUGCCCUGCAGGCUGCUUUGGAUCUAGAAAAGCAGGUUAACAAGAGCUUGUUGGAUCUCCAUGUUACAGCCAGCAAGAACACUGAUGCUCAUCUUACCAACAUGCUGGAAGAAGACUUUUUGGAAGAGCAGGUGGAGUCCAUCGAGAAGCUUGGCAACAUGAUUACCCGCCUGAAGCGUGCUGGCACAUCUGGUUUGGGAGAGUUCCUCUUUGACAAAGAACUAAAGUAAAGGUUUUUUCCCCAACCUUAUUGGUCACAAUAAAUUUGAAUGUGACGUUAAUUUCUGCCUUGAUUUUUAUUGCAGAAGUCUUAAUUUGUGGUGCUUGACUCCUGUACUUUACACAAUUUUUAAAUGGCAAAUGGUUAAAACAAAUUACAGUAGGUAAUUUAUUGUAAUUGAUCAUUAAGUGGUUUUACUGUAAAUUAUUGAAUUGCUGGUACUACAUGCUUUUAAAAUAUAGGCCAUGGUUUUCUUUUUAAACUGACAUUGUUUGACUGUUUUGGUGGUCCUCGGGUUGCAUCUUGUAUUAUGAGAACUUUAACUGCAUUUCAUAUCAUUAAAGAAUUGUAACGCA
Procambarus clarkii (red swamp crayfish) is the source of this 1006-nucleotide messenger RNA. RefSeq names its product ferritin. The record is from RefSeq and is a predicted model, not a curated record. NCBI's taxonomy places the organism in Eukaryota, Metazoa, Arthropoda, Malacostraca, Decapoda, Cambaridae. Gene Ontology annotation, molecular function: ferrous iron binding; ferric iron binding. Gene Ontology annotation, biological process: iron ion transport; intracellular iron ion homeostasis. Gene Ontology annotation, cellular component: cytoplasm.